UCGUCAGGAUACAGCACAAUGUUGUUGCAUAUCAGUAAAUAUAUUAUAACACGUCACCUUAAGAGAGCUCCAAACAUUUAUCAUAGCAAUAUCUCGUUUAGACGAAUAUGGACAUCUUGCCAGCGAUGCCAAAUCCAGCCUCAAAUGAAGACGAAAAGACAUGUUUCUCCAGAGAUGGUGGGUGUCGUUGGGCUGGAGAUUCACGCUCAGAUUCACUCGACGACCAAACUGUUCUCGAGCUCCCAGGUGAAGUUCUCGGCCCCGCCAAACUCUCUGGUGUCUUUCUUCGACGCUUCACUGCCCGGAACGUUACCCGUCCUUAACAGGAGAUGUGUAGAGGCAGCUGUCAUGACUGGCCUGGCUCUGAACUGUACCAUCAAUAAAAAGUCUCUCUUCGACAGGAAACACUACUUCUACGCCGACAUGCCAGCAGGGUAUCAGAUCACUCAGCAGCGUCUGCCCAUCGCAGUGGACGGCACACUGACCUACAGCCAUCUCGGAGGGAAGAAGAGGAACCAGGUGGUGACCAAGACUGUACGCAUCAAACAGAUCCAGCUGGAACAGGACAGCGGCAAGAGUCUCCAUGACGACUAUCGCAGCCAGACCCUCAUAGACCUCAACAGAGCAGGAGUAGGGCUGAUGGAGGUGGUGAUGGAGCCCGACAUGUCAUGUGGAGAGGAGGCGGCAUCUGCAGUGAGGGAACUCCAGCUCAUCCUCCAGGCUCUGGGAACCUGCCUGGGGAACAUGUCUGAGGGUCAGCUCAGAGUUGAUGCUAAUGUGUCAGUCCAUCGUCCUGGGGAACCUCUGGGUGUGAGGACGGAGGUGAAGAACAUCAACAGUGCACGAUAUUUAGCCAGAGCAAUAGACUAUGAGAUCCAGAGGCAGAUGGAGAUAGUGCAGGCCGGGGGAACCGUACUGAACGAGACGAGAGCCUACGAUCAGAAGUCUGGAAACACGGUCCCAAUGAGAGACAAGGAAGGUCUUCAGGACUACAGGUUCAUGCCAGAGCCAAACCUGCCCCCUCUGUUGCUGUAUGACAGUGAGAAUGUUCCGGAGGGUCUAGACCCCACCCAGGUGGUGUUGAUUGACAGACUGAGGGCGGAGUUACCUGAGCUGCCUGGUAUAAAGAGGGCGAGAUUGGUGGAGACUUACGGCAUUCUGCCUGAACACAGCUUUAUUUUAGUGAAUGAGGAUGGCCUCGUGGAUUAUUUUGAGAGCGUUGUCAAGGAGACCAAGGCUGAACCGAGGAAGGUGAUUGGCUGGGUGAUGCAGGAGCUGCUGGGGGCCCUGAACCAGCAGAACCUCCGAGUCAGCCAGAGUCCUGUGUCUCCCUCUGCCCUGGCUGAGCUGGUGAAUCUGUUGGAGGCUGGGCGAAUCUCUUCCUCUGCAGCCAAACUAAUUUUCCAGGAGCUGUGGAAAAGCCCAGGGAAGAGUGCGGAGCAGAUUGUGGUGGAGUUGGAUCUGGGUUUGGUGAACGAUCGGGAGAAACUCCUGAGGAUCUGUCAGACUGUGGUGGACACACACCCUGAACAGGUUCGGGCCAUCAGAAGCGGGAAUAAGAGGGUUCUGAACAAACUGAUUGGUGAGGUUCAGAAACGGACCAAAGGCAGGGCAGACCCGGCCCUGGUCCGCUCCAUUCUGGAAGAACAGACCUCGUAAAGACCUGCCUGGGACACCUCUCCUCACGCACCGCUGACGUAACACACAGGACUGAGAGAGGAGAUGAACACAGAUCUGUUCUGGACUGCACCCUGGGGUCACUCAGACUAACUGCACUCACCGAUGUCAGAUGGGACAGUAGGGGGCGCUGUGUUAAACACUUACUUUUGGCGUUGGCCGAGGAAUCGUGAAAUCUAAACCGUGUGAUGUAUGUACUCUGUACUCCAUGAGAAAGUUCUUCAUAGCCGAGGACUGUGGAGCUUCCUGAGCUGUUUCCUGUUUUAAAUCUGUAAUCCAUCUUCACAGAGCCCAUGUUUUACUGGGGAAGUGCUUUAGUCUGAGGACAAUGGCCGUGAAUAGAGUCAGACUUCACUCUCUGCGGCUCUGUGUCAGUCAAUGCCAUACUAUCAUACUGGGCUAAUGAAAGAAUACCAGAUUCAGACACAUCAGUGUGUGUGUG
Chanos chanos (milkfish) is the source of this 2119-nucleotide messenger RNA. It is a transcript of the gene gatb, whose product is annotated as glutamyl-tRNA(Gln) amidotransferase, subunit B. Gene Ontology annotation, biological process: mitochondrial translation; glutaminyl-tRNAGln biosynthesis via transamidation. The transcript is spliced from 13 exons. Gene Ontology annotation, molecular function: glutaminyl-tRNA synthase (glutamine-hydrolyzing) activity. Bases 19 to 1659 code for a protein of 546 amino acids. The record is from RefSeq and is a predicted model, not a curated record. NCBI's taxonomy places the organism in Eukaryota, Metazoa, Chordata, Actinopteri, Gonorynchiformes, Chanidae. Gene Ontology annotation, cellular component: mitochondrion; glutamyl-tRNA(Gln) amidotransferase complex.